ACUCACAGACAAACUGCUCCGGGACUGAGGUGACAGAGCGCGAGUGGGAGAGUCCACAUACCCAGCCCGCAGAAACUUCUUCAGAGAUGAACUUUACUUAUACAGAGGGAAACCUAUCAAGAGCCUCAUCAAAUACAGCACAAGAGAUUAUAUUGGAUCAAGGUCUUGCUGUUUAAGCCCCUUGCUUCUGAACAGAGUCACCCGUGUCAGAAUUGCCGAUAUGACCACUAAAGCGCCACCACCUUCUUACCCCAUACCAACAUUACCAUGGUAACGGUGUCAAAUAAUAAGAACCCAGAGGACCUGGUUUAUAUAGUCCUCGAGGUGGCUAUUGCAGUUCUGUCCAUUCUUGGCAACGUGCUGGUGUGCUGGGCUGUGUGCAUCAACAGCAACCUUCAAAACGCCACCAAUUAUUUUGUGGUAUCUUUGGCUGCUGCAGACAUUGCUGUGGGAGUUCUUGCCAUCCCUUUUUCCAUUGCAAUUAGUACCGGAUUUUGUGCAACAUUUCACGCUUGCCUAUUUAUUGCGUGUUUUGUUUUGGUGCUGACCCAGAGUUCCAUCUUCAGCCUUCUUGCAAUUGCUGCUGAUCGCUACAUUGCCAUCCGAAUCCCACUUAGAUAUAACAGCUUGGUGACCAGUAGGAGAGCGAAUGCUAUUAUUGCAGUUUGUUGGCUGCUGUCCUUUGUUAUUGGACUUACUCCCUUGCUGGGUUGGCACAAAGAGGUUCCUCCAACUGGGAACACAACUUGCCGCUCUCCUAUGAUAGAGUGCCUUUUCGAAAAUGUGGUAACCAUGGAUUAUAUGGUAUUUUAUAAUUUCUUUGCCUGUGUAUUGGUACCCUUAUUGCUGAUGCUUGGCAUCUACCUGCGGAUUUUUAUGGCAGCAAGGCAUCAACUGAAGCAGAUGAAAAUGAAAGUGACAUGUGGAGAACGCUCUCGUUCCACGCUGCAGCGGGAGGUCCAUGCUGCCAAGUCUUUGGCUAUCAUUGUGGGGCUAUUUGCUUUGUGUUGGCUGCCGUUACACAUCAUCAACUGUUUCACCUUAUUUUGUAAAGCCUGUGACCGUCCACCACUCUGGAUUAUGUACAUUGCUAUCCUACUUUCCCAUGCCAACUCUGUAGUGAAUCCACUCAUCUAUGCAUAUCGCAUUCGGGAGUUCCGCAACACUUUUAGAAAGAUCCUACGUCAGCAUUUGUUUGGUCAGGGGCAACCUUUAAAGACUAGGACCGCCAGUGCAAAAUCAUUGACGUACUAUGGAGUAGAUGAGGAGACGGGGAUCACCCAGGUUCGUUUCAGUAGCUGCAAUCUGGGAACUCACACCAAUGGAAGCGUGUGUAAAUUAAAGGAGGAGAGACGUCAAAAUGGGUGCCCAUCCCAACACCAAGAGAAAAGGACAGGUAGUUCUAGGUAUUCUGGUCAAAAAAAGGAGAUGAUGGAGAUUUCCUGACUGGGGUAGCUGUUGGAAAACUCAGACUGACCCUUUGACUUUGCCUCUGGCCUGAGAUGGACUUGGUCGAGCAGCCAAAUGUUGUUUGUAAAUCUAAUGAGAGUUUUAUUUAUAUAAUUUUACAAGUCAUUAUGGUAUUAUCCAGAAGACCUGUCACUGUGUUCCAAAUGAGGCAGAUAUGAGCCGAACAGAAUUCCUGUAUCACAUAUUGGACCUGGUGCUGAACUCUCUCAUUUGUUUUAUUGUUUCUUUUCCCCCACACUGUAUACUUGUUUUUUAAUAUUGUGUAUUAAAUAUGUUCUCCA
This is a messenger RNA of Xenopus laevis (African clawed frog), 1751 nucleotides long. RefSeq names its product adenosine A2a receptor L homeolog (gene adora2a.L). Gene Ontology annotation, biological process: adenylate cyclase-activating G protein-coupled receptor signaling pathway; signal transduction; G protein-coupled adenosine receptor signaling pathway. Gene Ontology annotation, molecular function: G protein-coupled adenosine receptor activity; G protein-coupled receptor activity. NCBI's taxonomy places the organism in Eukaryota, Metazoa, Chordata, Amphibia, Anura, Pipidae. Gene Ontology annotation, cellular component: plasma membrane; synapse; membrane. The record is from RefSeq and is marked provisional.